AUGACCGGAGCACACAGUGAAACAUCAGUUUCCGAUGAGUCCAUCAACAACAACCUGAAGGUCCCACUUCUUCCCCUCCAAAGAACACACACCAACCUUUUCACCCUCAAGUCCCUUUUCACCCUCAAGAAUUUCUACGUUCUUCUUGGACCUUUAUUGUCCCUUUUCAUCUGUCUCUUCGUCAAACUCGACGCUCCGAAAACCAGUCGCAACAUGCUCGCUGUUGUUGCUUGGGUUUUCACUUGGUGGGUUACGUCCGCUUUACCACUUCCGGUUACUUCCAUGUGUCCGUUGUUUCUCUUCCCUCUCUUCGGAAUCGCUUCUGCUGAUACGGUAUCCCGCUCUUACAUGGAUGAUGUUAUCACUCUGGUACUCGGAAGUUUCAUUCUCGCCCUCGCCGUUGAACGCUACAACGUUCAUAGAAGAUUGGCUUUGACGGUGACAUCUGUGUUUUGUGGGGAACCGUUGAAUCCAGCGCUAUUAUUAUUGGGUCUAUCUGCCACGUCAUUCUUUGUGAGUAUGUGGCUGCACAACGUGGCGGCGGCGGUGAUGUUGAUGCCGGUGGCUACGGGGCUAUUACAGCGGCUUCCGCCUUCGCCGGAACAAUCGGAGUUAGUCAACAAGUUUAGUAGAGCGGUGGUUCUGACGGUGGUUUACGCGGUGCCGAUCGGAGGAAUGACUACUUUGACUGGGACAGGUGUCAAUUUGAUAUUGGUUGGAAUGUGGAAGAGUCUAGAACCUGGAGCGAAGCCAGUUAGUUUCAACACGUGGUUUUUUUAUGCUUUUCCGGUGGCCUUUGUUUUUGUUAUAUGCUUUUGGUGUAUUCUUUGCUUCAUUUACCUACGGAAAGGUUCAGCGACGGCAUUAUCGCCUUAUUUGAGUAAAGCACAUUUGAAGAGGGAAUUAGAAGCUCUUGGUCCCAUGUCUUUCGCUGAGAAAAUGGUUCUGUCAGUGUUUGGGUUGUUGAUUAUAUUAUGGAUGACAAGAAGAAUCACAGAUGACAUUCCUGGAUGGGGAGCAUUUUUCAAUGGCCUUGUUGGCGAUGGAAGUGUCAGUGUUAUGGUGGCAGUGUUAUUGUUCAUAAUCCCUAACAGAAAACAAGAAGGUGAAAAGCUAAUGGAUUGGAACGAAUGCAAGAAACUACCAUGGAACCUAAUUCUACUUCUUGGAGCUGGUUUCGCAUUAGCCGACGGAAUUCAAGCUAGCGGUCUAGCAGAUGUACUUUCAAGAGCCAUAGAUUUCUUAGAAAAUGCUCCAUAUUUAGCCAUAGUUCCUGCAGUUACCCUUAUAAGUAGUAUUAUAACUGAGUUCAUAACUUCAAAUGAUGCUACUGCCACACUUAUUAUCCCACUUUUAUAUCACAUAGCUAAAACUAUGCAUGUACAUCCUCUUCUUCUUAUGAUCCCAGGAGCAAUGGCAACUGAAUUUGCUUUCUUGCUUCCAACUUCAACUCCCUCAAAUGUAGUUGGUUUUGCCACUGGUCAUAUUGAAAUUCAAGACACUCUUAAAGUUGGUUUGCCACUUAAGAUUACUGGAAUUGUUCUGCUCUCAGUUUUCAUGCCAUCUCUAGGAGCUUUAGUUUUUGGAAUAAAUGAUGGUUUUCAAGGGAUGACAAACAUUCCUUUGUUGAGAAAUUGA
Lathyrus sativus (Indian pea) is the source of this 1638-nucleotide messenger RNA. The record is from the annotation of a GenBank genome assembly. Lineage: Eukaryota; Viridiplantae; Streptophyta; Magnoliopsida; Fabales; Fabaceae.